UGAGCAAAUGGGUAUAACGAGUCUUGCCACGGGUUGCGAUGCCGCACCAGGUAUAAGAACUACCCUCCAUAUCCCGUGGGUUUCUUGUCCCUCCUGAUUAGACAUCAACUUCUCGAACACGUUUACAGGAUGCGACCAAUCCCUUGUGCUUUUGAUCCCGUUGGGAUCUCGUUUGCCUCAGAGGGUAAACAGGAAAGCUUUGAAUUUCUACGGGAAGCUCUCUCUCAUCCCGUACCAGGCCUCGAGAACUGCAAUGUUAUCCAGCCGCUUUCCGUGGGGGUGCCGUGGCCAACGUCCUUCCCUGCCGCAGCCCAGUGCAAGUAUUGGAAGGACGCAGAAGCUGCAGCAGCAGAGAUGAUGGAUGAGAUCGUAGCCUCCUCGCCGGAACAGCAGGGAUCAUUGCCGUCAGAGAUGGCUAAUGCAAGCAAGAAAGCAGCUAAGAGGAGGGAACUUCUCGACACGUCUGUAUCCGCUCCGAUGAACAUGUUCCCGGCAGCGAAUGCCGCACGAGCAAGGAUAAUGGCCAAGGCAAACUUACUCAUCUUCACACACGACGAUGUCAUUGAAUCCGCUACGGUUGAGGUUCCGACUAUAAUUGAUUCUGCUUUUGCCGAUACUGUUGGUUCAAAUGGAACGGGUGCGGACAUAUUGUGGAAAAACAAAAUUUUCAAGGACUUCGCAGAUGAAUGUGUCAAAGAAGAUCCAGUUGUGGGACCGACGUUCGUGAAAAGUAUACUACUUUGGGUGGAACACACUCGCAAACGACUACCUAGUUCUAUGACCUUCAAUUCACUCGAAGAGUACAUUGAUUACCGUAUCGGCGACUUCGCCGUUGAAUUCUGCGAUGCAGCUAUAAUGUUGACGUGCGGGACCUCCGUUUUGACCGAGGCUGAUAUGGAACCUCUCAAUACUCUACACCGACUCUACAUGACCCAUUUCUCGUUGACAAACGAUUUAUACUCUUAUAAUAAAGAGCUCUACGCCUUCAACGAGAGUGGAGCUGCGCUCGUAAACUGUGUCAGAGUUAUAGAACUACUCCUCAAUACUACGCCUCGAUCGGCGAAGGUCAUUCUCCGGGCAUACCUGUGGGAUCUCGAACUACAAAUCAACGACGAGCUCUCUCGGCUCUUGAAAACUGAUCUCACUCCCGAUCAAAGGCGCUUCGCACGUGGUAUGGUAGAAGUGUGUGCAGGGAAUAUCUUUUAUUCUGCAACUUGUUUGCGAUAUGCUAAGCCCGGUCUGCGAGGUGUUUAGGAUGGUUUAGGAGUCGGGAAUGGAGCUUGGUAACUGCCACAGCGUAGGCGUGUCGUAACAACGACUUUACGACUUUCCUUGCUGACAUAUGGGGUUAUCUUUAGGUGAACGGGAUUUAGAUUAGUUCUCUCCUAUUUGUUAUGCUAGUCAGGAUAUUUAAAUUAUUCGUAAGGCAAGCAUAGGUACCUCCUAAG
Annulohypoxylon truncatum is the source of this 1448-nucleotide messenger RNA. RefSeq names its product terpenoid synthase. Lineage: Eukaryota; Fungi; Ascomycota; Sordariomycetes; Xylariales; Hypoxylaceae. The transcript has 4 exons. Bases 130 to 1254 code for a protein of 374 amino acids. The record is from RefSeq and is a predicted model, not a curated record.